AUGUUCAUAAUUACUCAUUCCUUGUUUAUGUCUAUUGUUCUAACAGCUUUGGAAACAGAACAGAACAGAACAAUGCAUUCUGUGACUGAAUUUGUCCUCCUGGGUUUCCACGGUCAAAGGCAGAUGCAGAGUUUCUUCUUCUCAUUAAUCCUAGUUCUCUAUUUCCUGGCCCCCGCGGCAAUUGUCUGUGCAGUGAAAUGGGAGAAGCGGCUCCACACACCCAUGUACAUCCUUUUAGGAAACUUUGCAUUUCUGGAAAUCUGGUACGUUUCCUCCACUGUCCCAAACAUGCUGGUCAAUAUUCUCUCUGAGACUAAGACCAUCUCCUUCUCUGGCUGCUUCCUCCAAUUCUAUUUCUUUUUUUCACUGGGUACAGCAGAAUGCUUCUUCUUAUCAGUUAUGGCUUAUGAUCGCUACCUGGCCAUCUGUCGCCCACUACACUACCCCUCCAUCAUGACUGGGCAGCUCUGUGUAAUCCUGGUCUGUGCAUGCUGGGUGGGUGGAUUCCUCUGCUACCCAGUGCCCAUUGUCCUUAUCUCCCGACUUCCCUUCUGUGGACCCAACGUCAUUGACCACUUUUUGUGUGACCCAGGCCCAUUGUUUGCACUCGCCUGCGUCCCUGCACCUUCCACUGAACUUAUCUGUUACACCGUCAGCUCAAUGGUUAUCUUUGGGCCCUUCCUCUCCAUAUUGGGAUCUUACACUCUGGUUCUCAGAGCUGUGCUUCGUGUUCCCUCUGGUGCUGGUCGAACUAAAGCUUUUUCCACAUGUGGGUCCCACCUAAUGGUGGUUUCUCUAUUCUAUGGGACCCUGAUGGUGAUGUAUGUGAGCCCAACAUCGGGGAACCCAGCAAAAAAAAAACAGAAGACUGUCACUUUAGUAUACUCAGCAGUAACUCCACUCUUAAAUCCCAUUAUCUAUAGUCUCCGAAACAAAGAUAUGAAAGAAGCCCUAAAGAAAGUCUUGGGAUUGAGACGUCUUUGA
Tupaia belangeri chinensis (Chinese tree shrew) is the source of this 984-nucleotide messenger RNA. Its product is annotated as olfactory receptor 11H6-like. Gene Ontology annotation, biological process: G protein-coupled receptor signaling pathway. Gene Ontology annotation, molecular function: olfactory receptor activity; G protein-coupled receptor activity. Gene Ontology annotation, cellular component: membrane. The record is from RefSeq and is a predicted model, not a curated record. Lineage: Eukaryota; Metazoa; Chordata; Mammalia; Scandentia; Tupaiidae.